AUGAUACGUCCAACAACUUUUGCAAUAAGCAAUGGAGUGCCGCUGGUAAGAAGGAAAUAACAUCUUCACAAGAAAUACAGGUCAAGGAGGCUGAUGAAGGAGGCAUCAAAACUUAGAAAAUAAGAGAAAGCUCCCGAAGUGUAUACAUCAGAGCACUGUAAGUCUGAAAGGAGCUGAUGCCUGGAAUGAGAGAAGAGAGAGAAGGACCGUUUUUGCCAAGGGGACCAGCAAGAAGCUGGAGACUGAAUAAGGGAGACCCUCUGCUGAUCCCUACAGUUUUCUUACUGAGUCUCUGCUUUGGAAAUGGUGAAGGAGUUAAUCGUAAUAUUGAAUGAAAUGCUCUGCUCAGCAAAGCUACAGGAGCACCAGCUAAGGACCUGGCUUAUUGUGAACUUCCCUUGAUUCUAAAAAUCACCAGACACAUAGAACACUUUUGCAGACAAAUGAAGUGGAGAAGCAAACUCGGAGGUCUUUUCGGUCCAGGCACCUUGGAGGAGGAAUAUCCAGCACGAAAUUCCUAUAGAUCAGAGGGUAUUUACUGAGGCUGGACUGUUUUGUGGAAGACAGGAUUUUUUUCAAUAUUUAGUGAUUCUAAGGACACAAAGAACUUGAAAGAAUUAUAGAAGAUGCAAACGCCUGACAAAAGAUUUUUUCCUAUCCUACUCGCACAGGAAAAUACUGCCUGCUCAUCAUGUCUUCCAUCCUUGGGAAGAUGAAGAAAUUUGGCAGUUCUGACAUGGAGGAAUCUGAAGUGACAGAUGAACACACGGAUGGGGAGGACUCCAUGCUGGAAACACCUGACAGCCUCCAGGGUACACUCAGCGCCAAGGUGCAGCCACCCAAAAGCAACAUCUUUGCAAGACGUGGGCGGUUUGUGAUGGGGGAUAGUGACAAGGACAUGGCUCCCAUGGACUCCUUUUACCAGAUGGAUCACCUGAUGGCACCUUCUGUCAUCAAAUUUCAUGCCAAUUUGGAGAGGGGGAAACUUCACAAGCUCCUAUCUACAGAGUCCAUCACAGGCUGCUCAGAAAAGGCUUUCAAAUUUUAUGACCGCAGAAGGAUCUUUGAUGCUGUAGCCCAGGGCAACACAAGGGACCUGGAUGAUCUGCUACUCUACCUUAAUAGAACCUUGAAGCAUCUCACAGAUGAUGAGUUCAAAGAGCCAGAAACUGGGAAAACCUGCUUACUGAAAGCCAUGCUGAAUCUACAUGAUGGGAAAAAUGAUACCAUUCCCUUGCUGCUGGAUAUUGCAAGGAAAACUGGAACUCUGAAAGAGUUUGUUAAUGCAGAGUAUACUGACAACUACUACAAGGGCCAGACUGCGCUUCACAUCGCCAUUGAGAGAAGGAACAUGUACCUGGUGAAGCUCUUGGUCCAGAACGGAGCAGAUGUUCACGCAAGAGCCUGUGGGGAGUUCUUCAGGAAAAUCAAAGGGAAACCUGGCUUUUAUUUUGGGGAGCUGCCUUUGUCCCUGGCUGCCUGCACCAACCAGCUCUGCAUUGUGAAAUUCCUCCUUGAGAACCCCUACCAGGCAGCCAACAUCGCCGCUGAGGACUCCAUGGGCAAUAUGGUCCUGCACACAUUGGUGGAGAUUGCAGAUAAUACUAAGGAUAAUACCAAGUUUGUGACCAAGAUGUACAAUAACAUAUUGAUCCUUGGUGCCAAAAUUAAUCCAAUCCUGAAGCUAGAAGAACUCACCAACAAGAAAGGGCUGACUCCAUUAACUCUUGCAGCCAAAACAGGGAAGAUAGGGAUUUUCGCUUACAUCCUCAGACGAGAGAUCAAAGAUCCUGAGUGCAGACACUUGUCUAGGAAGUUCACUGAAUGGGCUUAUGGACCUGUCCACUCAUCUCUUUAUGACCUGUCCUGUAUAGACACAUGCGAGAAAAAUUCAGUGCUCGAGAUUAUUGCCUACAGUAGUGAAACACCAAACCGUCAUGAGAUGCUGCUGGUGGAACCCCUUAACAGGCUGCUGCAAGACAAGUGGGACCGGUUUGUCAAACACUUAUUUUACUUCAACUUCUUUGUCUAUACCAUGCAUAUCAUUAUUCUCACCACAGCUGCUUACUACAGACCUGUACAGAAGAAGGAAAAGCCUCCCUUCACGUUUGGUCACAGCACUGGGGAAUAUUUUCGAGUGACCGGAGAGAUCCUGAGUGUACUGGGAGGCCUCUACUUUUUUUUCAGAGGGAUACAGUAUUUCAUGCAGAGGCGCCCAUCAUUCAAGACGCUGAUAGUUGACAGCUACAGUGAGGUUCUUUUCUUUGUUCACUCCUUGCUCCUCCUGAGCUCUGUGGUGCUGUACUUCUGUGGCCAGGAACUGUACGUGGCUUCCAUGGUCUUCUCCUUGGCGCUGGGCUGGGCUAACAUGCUGUACUACACCCGUGGCUUCCAGCAGAUGGGCAUUUACUCUGUCAUGAUUGCCAAGAUGAUCCUUAGAGAUUUAUGUCGCUUCAUGUUUGUCUAUCUAGUAUUCCUCUUGGGAUUUUCUACAGCUGUGGUGACUUUAAUUGAAGAUGACAAUGAGGGGCAAGACACAAAUAGCUCUGAAUAUGCCCGAUGCUGCCAUACGAAACGAGGCCGCACAUCCUACAAUAGUCUGUAUUAUACCUGCUUGGAGCUUUUCAAGUUCACUAUUGGGAUGGGGGACCUGGAGUUCACAGAGAACUACAGGUUCAAGUCUGUGUUUGUCAUCCUUUUGGUUCUCUAUGUCAUCCUUACAUACAUCCUCCUGCUCAACAUGCUUAUUGCACUGAUGGGGGAAACUGUGAGCAAAAUUGCACAGGAGAGUAAGAGCAUCUGGAAACUCCAGAGAGCCAUCACAAUCUUGGAUAUUGAAAACAGCUACUUGAACUGUGUGAGGCGCUCGUUCCGGUCUGGGAAGCAAGUCUUGGUGGGGGUCACACCUGACGGCCAAGAUGAUUACAGAUGGUGCUUUAGGGUUGAUGAAGUGAACUGGUCCACAUGGAAUACUAAUCUGGGCAUAAUCAACGAAGACCCUGGGUACUCUGGGGACCUCAAACGAAAUCCCAGUUACUCUAUUAAGCCUGGCAGAGUUUCAGGGAAAAACUGGAAAACAUUGGUUCCGCUUUUAAGAGAUGGAAGCAGGAGAGAAGAGACUCAAAAACUACCAGAAGAAGUCAAAUUGAAACCUAUUUUGGAACCUUAUUAUGAGCCAGAAGAUUCUGAGACGUUGAAGGAGUCUCUUCCAAAAAACAUGAUUAAAGAUAACAACGAAAUUAUUCCACUAAUGGGCAAGAAAACAAAUCCAUCUGGUAUUCCCCCUUCAAACCAGCAAGACAAAAAGCCAACUGAAAGCACUCCCACAAAGAAAAGUUCACACUUUUUUCUGGAGAUUGAUGGUUUUGAAAGCAAUGCAACUCCAAAUAAUACCUCUCCCCCUGUGUUUUCAAAACCAAUGGAUUCAAAUAUUCGUCCAUGCGCAUCUGGAAACGGGGAAGAUAUGGAUUCCCCACAGUCUCUUCAGGAUGAUGCGACUGAAUAUAGCCCUAAUGUAGACAGUUGUUGUGCUAACAUUUCACAAGGCCCCGAGCAGACUAGUGCCCGGAAGAAGCUGAAAAAGUACAUCUUUCGGGCAGUAUCUGAGGGGAAUAUAGAAGAACUGCAAUGUCUGCUCGCAGAGCUGAAGGAACGAUCAAACGCGUGUACAAACCUGACCGUGCCAGAAUAUCUGAUGAAAAAAUUCACAGCUUCAGAUACUGGCAAAACUUGUCUGAUGAAAGCUCUGCUGAACAUCAACCAAAACACGAAUGAGAUAGUGAAUACACUACUAUCCUUUGCAGAAGAAAAUGGUAUUUUGGAGAGAUUUAUCAAUGCAGCAUACACAGAAGAGGCAUAUAAAGGCCAGACAGCUCUCAAUAUUGCCAUUGAAAGAAGACAAUAUGAAAUAACUCAGAGUCUUAUAGAAAAAGGAGCUGAUGUCAAUGCUCACGCCCAGGGUAUUUUCUUUAAUCCCAAACAUAAGCAUGAAGGCUUUUAUUUUGGUGAAACUGCACUGGCGUUAGCUGCGUGUACCAAUCAACCAGACAUAAUUCAACUGUUAAUGGACAACACCAGGACUAAUAUUACUUCUCAGGAUUCCAGAGGAAACAAUAUCCUCCAUGCGUUAGUUACUGUGGCAGAGGACUUUAAAACCCAGAAUGACUUUGUAAUCAGAAUGUACGAUAUGAUUUUGUUGAAAAGUAAAGACAGAAAUUUGGAAACAACAAAGAAUAAGGAGGGUUUGACACCACUACAAUUAGCUGCAAAAACUGGGAAAUUAGAGAUUCUGAAAUACAUCCUGAGCAGAGAGAUAAGAGAUAAACCUAACAGGAGCCUGUCAAGAAAAUUCACAGACUGGGCUUAUGGUCCUGUUCAAUCUUCUCUUUAUGAUCUGACUGAACUAGAUACCACCGCAGACAAUUCAGUAUUGGAAAUUAUUGUCUAUAACACAAAUAUUGGUAAUCGUCAUGAAAUGCUGACUUUGGAGCCUCUCAAUUCACUCCUGCGAAUGAAAUGGAAGAAGUUUGCACGACACAUGUUUUUUAUGUCCUGUUGGUUUUAUUUCCUAUACAAUGUAACAUUAACACUAGUUUCCUACCAUAGGCCUAAUGAAAAUGAAGCUCCACCUUAUCCACUGGCUCUAACACAUGGUGUGGGACAGCUGCAGUUAUUGGGACAGGUGAUGGUUGUGUUAGGAGCAAUAUUUUUAGCCAUAAAAGAGAGUGUAGCCAUCUUUCUGCUUAGGCCUUCAGACCUGCAGUCAAUUCUCUCUGAUGCGUGGUUCCACUUUGCAUUUUUUAUACAAGCUUUGCUUGUGAUCUUCUCUGUCUUUUUGUACUUGUUUUCCUACAAAGAACACCUCGUGUGUCUUGUUUUGGCAAUGGCCCUAGGAUGGGCUAAUAUGCUCUAUUUCACCAGAGGUUUCCAGUCCAUGGGCAUUUACAGUGUUAUGAUUCAAAAGGUCAUCCUGCAAGAUGUGAUAAAAUUUUUAGUUGUCUAUAUCGUGUUUUUGCUGGGAUUUGGUGUAGCUCUUGCUGCAUUGAUUGAAACAUGCCAAGAUGGCGGUGAAUGCCAUUCCAAGAGCAGUCUGGGACCUGUUCUGAUGGAUCUUUUUAAGCUCACCCUAGGACUGGGUGAUCUGGAGAUCCAGCAAAAUUCGAAGUAUCCUGUACUAUUUCUUCUGCUCCUCAUAACUUUUGUUGUGUUGACUUUUGUUCUUCUCUUGAACAUGCUGAUUGCAUUAAUGGGAGAAACAGUGGAAGAUAUUUCUAAAGAGAGCGAGCACAUCUGGAAACUUCAGAGAGCCAGAACUAUUUUGGAAUUUGAAAAAUUCUUACCAAAAUGUUUGAGGAAAAAAUUUCAACUGGGAGAACGGUGUAAAGUGGCAGAAAAUGACACCAGGGUGUGUUUAAGGAUUAAUGAAGUGAAAUGGACGGAGUGGAAAACACAUGUUUCAUUUAUUAAUGAAGACCCAGGGCCAACAGAUCCAAGCAAAGUUCAAGAUAAUUCAAGAACUAAUAGCAAAACCACCCUGAAUACAUUUGAAGAAAUGGAUGAUUUGCCUGAAACUUCUGUUUAGUUGUGUAUUUGUAUUUGAUAUGUGGUCAUUCUAAAGGUUAAAAGUGUCAGCAGUGGAUGCUGAAAGCUUUGUUGAUAUCUUGGACAGCUGUAACCAGCUGGAAGAGAAACUUUCAGAGACAUGGUCUGAUGACUUUAACCCAUUUAAUCAGGGCAGCUGAGCUAAAAUAAAAUGGACUAUUUCACUGGUUCAGUUUUGAGCCUUUUGAAAACCAUUGCUGUCCAAGUUUGUGUGACAGUACUCAAACUUGGCUCUAGACUUUCUACUGGAUAAAAAAGGUCAAAUGUGAGAUAUUUCUUCCUUUUGUGGAAAAUUAAGAUCAUCGUGAUCCCAGUCUGAUGUCUUUUGUGUGGAAUCUCUAACUCAUGAGAAACAUUUUGUAUGCUGAAAAAAGUUAAGUUCUUAUCGUGGAGAAAAGAAAGGCAUUUCAAUUCUGAAGACUACUAAAUGAAGUACAUUAUUUUGAAAUAACAAUGUUCCGGAUACAUUUGCAGCUUUUGUAUUGCCUGUCAGUGGUUCUGGGGGCUUGAUCCCACAAGUUGGAGAAAGCCUCGUCAGGUCUCAUUAGCUUUGCCUGAUCCGUUUUCCUGUGUGUAAUCCCUAGGGUAUGAUGUGG
This is a messenger RNA of Grus americana (Whooping crane), 6197 nucleotides long. RefSeq names its product transient receptor potential cation channel subfamily V member 1-like. The record is from RefSeq and is a predicted model, not a curated record. The transcript has 36 exons. The coding region runs from base 692 to 5581 and encodes 1629 amino acids. Lineage: Eukaryota; Metazoa; Chordata; Aves; Gruiformes; Gruidae. Gene Ontology annotation, molecular function: protein binding; calcium channel activity. Gene Ontology annotation, biological process: calcium ion import across plasma membrane. Gene Ontology annotation, cellular component: membrane.